This is a messenger RNA of Engraulis encrasicolus (European anchovy), 2829 nucleotides long. RefSeq names its product PDZ domain-containing protein 4-like. The transcript is spliced from 8 exons. Gene Ontology annotation, molecular function: protein binding. The record is from RefSeq and is a predicted model, not a curated record. NCBI's taxonomy places the organism in Eukaryota, Metazoa, Chordata, Actinopteri, Clupeiformes, Engraulidae.
AUGACCAUGCUGGCCGACUGUGUGGACAGCGGCACCCAGACGGACAUCAGCUUCCAGCACAUGCUCUCCCUGGGCAGGGCACUUAACCAGCGGGCUGGGGGUGGUGGAUGUGGUGGUGGACCCCCACCACCUCCGUACCCACCGUCACCUCCACUGCCUCCACUACCGGAGCCGUACUUCCUGAAUGAACUGUAACAUGACUACUAUGAUCCCACUGACUACUUUGACAUCACCCAGCAUGAGGUGGACAGGCCUGACGAGCUCGAGUACGAGGAGGUGGAGCUGUAUAAGUCGCGACAGCAGGACAAACUGGGCCUGACGGUGUGCUACCGCACCGAUGAUGAGGAGGACCUGGGGAUAUACGUGGGCGAGGUGAAUCCCAACAGUAUUGCAGCAAAAGACGGCCGGAUAAGAGAGGGGGAUCGAAUACUACAGAUAAACGGUAUGGAUGUCCAGAACCGGGAGGAGGCGGUGGCUAUCCUGACCCGAGAGGACAGCACCAACAUCUCCCUGCUUCUGGCCCGGCCCGACAUAGAGAAUGAGAACCAGCUGGACGUGGACGAGCUGGAGAUGGAGCUUCAGCUUGGACUCGAGGUGUUGGACAAUGCCAUCCACCUGCGCACCAGCCCUCCCUGUCGCGGGGCUGGAGGACCACCAGGCUCCCUUGGUAACACAGCGACGCCGGCACCACAGCCUCACACCCCUCCCUCGCUGUCUCAGGCCCUGCUGUGGCACGCCGUGCUGAGCAACAGCCAGGAGCUAGACAGCGGCGUGGGGCGCACGGACGAGAGCACGCGCAACGACGAGUCCUCGGAGCACGACCUGCUCGCCGACGACGCCACCAGCGCAUGCACCACCAACGCCACCAACACGCCGGGCAGUCUGCGCAAGUUCCACGCCAUCCCACCCCCGCCGCUGCUGUCGUCAGCACGGGACCUGCACUUCAGCAACGACUCGCUGCUGGGGCUGGAAGCUAACGGGGGAGGAGGAGGAGGAGGGGGCGGGGCUGGAGGGGUCAUAGGUCAUGAGCCGACCAAUCACGUGGUGGACGCUCUGGCCUCCGUGCUGCUGCCUGGCCUAUCGGAGGAGGAGUGCAUGCGCUAUCGAGAGCUCCUCGAGAUCCGCUGCUACUACGAGAAGAACGGCAAUGCGGGAUUUGUUGUCGGUGAGGCUGGUGGGGCGUCGCUGGACAUGAACCGCAACGAGAGCCUGAUGCGCCACGAGCUGGCCCUCCUGGAGGAGGAACUGCGCCACCUGGAGUUCAAAUGGCGUAACGUGCUGCGAGCACAGAAGAUGCAGCAGCUGAGAGAGCGCUGCCUAAAAGCAUGGCCCAAGGAGGAAGAGGAGGAGGAGGAGCAGUGUGAUGCUGCAGGGCUGGAGGGGGCCAAAGGUGCACAGGCCCAAAACAUGGAACCUUUGAGGCACGAGCUGUCGGACAUUAACGAGGUUCCUGAGAGAGAGCGCUCGGAUAAGGACAGCACCAGCGCCUACAACACAGGUGGGGAGAGCUGCAGGAGUACCCCGUUGGCCACUGGCUGUUUCCCCUCCCCCUCUGCAUCCGCCCACGGAGGUCACGGAGGAGACGGAGGAGACUCCAGCGCCUCAGCCACCUUGCGGCCCGCUAAGACUCACGGCAGGUACCGGAACCGAUUGGAUCAGCAGGAGACACGGGGAGGCCAGAACAUGAAUCACACCUACUCGCCCAGCACCAGGAGGAAAGACAAUGAACGGGGUGAGAGCCAAAAUGGUAGUAGCCCCUCCUCCAGGGUGCGAUCCCUGUCCCGCAGCGGAAGGGGCGCAGGUGGGGCGAGCCACAGCCAGAGGAGGGGGUCGGACGAGGGCAGGAGGGCCCCCAAGGCUAACGGUGUAACUGUGACUGGUGGGCGUAGCGCAGAGAACAGUCCCUACCUGUCCAGGCGCCGCGGUGAGUCUCGGGUGCCACAGCGCUACCAGAGCUGCAUGCAGUUGCGCUCGGCCUCCACCAGUGAGGGACUAACCCUCCGGGAGUAUGACGAAGAGCCCGCUGGAGCAGUGCUGAGCCCCAUUAAGGGGGACAAGGAGAACCUUGCUCCUGUUACGGUGGAGAACUCUACUAAUGCUAACUGUGCUAAUGCUAACUCUGCUGGCCUUGCUAAUAGUGCUAACAAUGCUAAUCCAAUGAUCUUACCCCUACCUUUGCCUCCGCCCCUACCGCCAACCCCACCACGCAUGGAGUGGAAGGUGAAGAUCCGCAGUGAUGGCUCGCGUUACGUGGCCAAGCGCCCUGUGCGCGACCGCCUGCUGAAAGCCCGCGCCAUGAAGAUUAGCGAGGAGCGCAGCGGCAUGACAACGGAUGACGACGCGGUGAGCGAGAUGAAGAUGGGCCGCUACUGGAGCAAAGAGGAGCGCAAGCAGCACCUGCUCCGCGCUCGUGAGUACCGCCGCCGCCGCGAGUUUAUGAUGCAGAGCCGGCUGGACUUCCUGCGGGAACGUGACAGUGCAGGCAGGGACUGUGAACAGGCUGGCGGGGCCACGGGUGGCAAAGGUGGAGCGGGCCUACAGGACUGCCCUGGGGGACACCAGGCCUCCAUCCUGGAGCUCAGCCAGAAGAAGAGCAUGAAGAGACGCAACCGCAAGAUUCUGGACAACUGGAUCACCAUCCAGGAGCUGCUGGCCCAUGGCAGUCGCUCUGCGGAUGGGCAGAAGGUGUACAACCCACUGCUCUCUGUCACCACGGUGUGAAUGUUUCAGACCAGGAGGAAUGAAGAGGAGAAGGAAAACUAAUCAAAGGCAGAGAGGCUGAGAAAGAAAUGGAUAGGAGGAACACAAGAAUAUUAAGCUAAGUACUUG